ACCAAAAUGGCGAAGGGUUGUAGCAAAGUGGUCUGUGUUUGAGGCCAGUGUAAGAACGCUCACUCUACCCCUCCCCAACCCUCGUCCCUAGGACCUCGGUUUGUGCGUGUGUAUGUGCGGGGUGCCCGGUGGGGCGGGUGCCUAGUAAGUGCUCGGACUCGCAAGGGAAGCGCCCACGGGGUCGUGAUUGGCUGUUUUUUCCUGUAUGAAGCGGUUGGCACCGCUGAAGUGACCGAAUGAGAGACUCUACAGGGGCAGGUAAUUCACUGGUCCACAAGCGGUCUCCUUUACGUCGAAACGAAAAGACCCCAACAUCCUUGACCAAGCUGUCUUUACAGGAUGGACAUAAAGUCAAAAAGCCAGCAUGUAAAUUUGAAGAGGGUCAGGAUGUCCUAGCUAGAUGGUCAGAUGGCUUGUUUUAUCUUGGAACUAUCAAAAAGAUAAACAUAUUGAAACAGAGCUGCUUCAUCAUAUUUGAAGACAGUUCUAAAUCCUGGGUUCUCUGGAAGGACAUUCAAACAGGAGCCACUGCAAGUGGGGAAAUGGUCUGUACAAUAUGUCAAGAAGAGUAUUCAGAAGCUCCCAAUGAAAUGGUUAUAUGUGAUAAGUGUGGCCAAGGAUAUCAUCAGUUGUGUCACACACCUCAUAUUGAUUCCACUGUGAUUGAUUCAGAUGAAAAAUGGCUCUGUCGACAGUGUGUUUUUGCAACAACAACAAAGAGGGGUGGUGCGCUUAAGAAAGGACCAAAUGCCAAAGCAUUGCAAGUCAUGAAGCAGACAUUACCCUACAGUGUGGCAGACCUUGAAUGGGAUGCAGGUCAUAAGACCAACGUCCAGCAGUGUUACUGCUACUGUGGAGGCCCUGGAGACUGGUAUUUAAAGAUGGUACAGUGCUGCAAAUGUAAACAGUGGUUUCAUGAAGCUUGUGUGCAAUGCUUUCAAAAGCCAAUGCUAUUUGGAGACAGGUUUUAUACAUUUAUUUGCUCUGUCGGCAAUUCUGGACCAGAAUACCUCAAACGUCUACCAUUACAAUGGGUAGAUAUAGCACACCUAUGCCUUUACAACCUAAGUGUUAUUCACAAGAAGAAAUACUUUGAUUCUGAACUUGAGCUUAUGACCAUUAAUGAAAACUGGGAUAGAUUGCACCCUGGAGAGCUGGCAGACACACCAAAAUCUGAAAGAUAUGAGCAUGUUCUGGAGGCAUUAAAUGAUUACAAGACCAUGUUUAUGUCUGGGAAAGAAAUAAAGAAGAAGAAGCAUUUGUUUGGGUUGCGAAUUCGUGUUCCUCCUGUGCCACUAAAUGUGGCUUUCAAAGCAGAGAAAGAACCUGAAGGAACCUCCCAUGAAUUUAAAAUUAAAGGCAGAAAGGCAUCCAAACCUAUAUCUGAAUCAAGGUUUGGAAGAAGUGAAAUAAAUGAAGGAGAUGACUAG
Molecule: messenger RNA, 1430 nt
Organism: Cervus elaphus (red deer)
Lineage: Eukaryota; Metazoa; Chordata; Mammalia; Artiodactyla; Cervidae
Product: metal-response element-binding transcription factor 2-like
Biological process (GO): chromatin organization; regulation of DNA-templated transcription
Cellular component (GO): nucleus
Molecular function (GO): DNA binding; chromatin binding
Source: RefSeq, a predicted model, not a curated record